CUGUCCGGCCACCACCCAGCCUGCCCACACCGGGUGAGCACACGACCGAUCAACCAUAGCAGACACCGACUCGACACCGACACCGACCACCGACCGCCUCAAGUCACGAGCUCGGUGAGCCUUACUUGUUCUGUGCCAUGUGAUCCACAUCACUUGAGGCUUUUCUGGCAUUGCUAGACUUGUCCUGACGGCCAUUGUUUUCUGAUAACCCUUCUGGAUCGACAAAUCAACAGCCCCGUCUCAGGAAAACUCUCAGCAAUUCAUCAUGGGUCGCAUGCACAAUCCCCACAAGGGUAUCGCCGGUUCUGCUCUGCCCUACAAGCGAACCCCAGCACGAUGGCUCAAGGUGACCGCUCAAGAAGUCUCAGAGCAAAUCUUCAAGUUGGCCCGUAAGGGUAUGACCCCCUCCCAGAUUGGUGUCGUCCUCCGAGACAGCCACGGUAUCGCUCAAGUCAAGAGUGUCACUGGUGCCAAGAUCCUCCGAAUCCUUAAGGGCAACGGUCUCGCCCCUGAGAUCCCUGAGGAUCUCUACCACCUCAUCAAAAAGGCAGUCUCCGUCCGAAAACAUUUGGAGCGAAACCGAAAGGACAAGGACUCCAAGUUCCGUCUCAUUUUGAUCGAAUCCCGAAUCCACCGUCUGACUCGAUACUAUAAGACCAAGUCCCAGCUCUCGCCUUCCUUCAAGUACGAGAGUGCCACCGCUUCUACUUUAGUAUCAUAAGCCAUUAAUACCCACGAAGCUGCUCGAGCCAACUAUCUCGCAUGUCCUCUUAGCUAUCGUGAAAUUACUACUUAUGUUCCUCAAAUCAUCUACAUAUGCCGAACAUCACCCAAAAUGCAUGCCAUCAAUGAACUGUGAUCCAUGAUUCCAUAAUAGAAAUGUGACAUGGUUUAGAUGGGGUCCAGAUUUGAGUGCCAAACCGCCUUCAGUCGUUGAUUCUGAUCG
This is a messenger RNA of Puccinia graminis f. sp. tritici CRL 75-36-700-3, 946 nucleotides long. Its product is annotated as 40S ribosomal protein S13. NCBI's taxonomy places the organism in Eukaryota, Fungi, Basidiomycota, Pucciniomycetes, Pucciniales, Pucciniaceae. Gene Ontology annotation, cellular component: cytosolic small ribosomal subunit; ribosome; nucleolus. Gene Ontology annotation, molecular function: small ribosomal subunit rRNA binding; structural constituent of ribosome. The coding region runs from base 266 to 721 and encodes 151 amino acids. Gene Ontology annotation, biological process: translation. The record is from RefSeq and is a predicted model, not a curated record. The transcript has 4 exons.